AUGAGGACUUUGCAGCAGGCUAAUUUGGCAACGAUCGUGAUCCUUUUCCAAACACGGUGCGGUCUGUCUCGUGGUAUCACCUACUACUUACUGUCAAUUGCAGUAACCGAUUUCAUUGUCAUCAUUGUCGCUGUCAUAAUCAAUCGGAUUGGGAGCAUUUACUUUAGGUACAGCCUUCUAUCAACUACCCCCGGGUGCAGAAUCAGCACUGUUUUGGUCUAUAUCAGCCGGGAUAGUUCAGUUUGGUUGACUGUUACCUUCACCCUCGACCGUUUUGUUGCCAUCUGCUGCCAGAGCCUGAAGACCAGAUACUGCACUGAGAAAAUUGCGUCAGUCAUCAUAGGAAUUGUCUGUCUACUGAGCUGUAUCAAGAACGCCGCUUUCUUCUUUGUCUACCAGCCCUUAUACAUUCUCGACGGGAAGCCCUGGUUCUGCGACUUAAAGUCCAGUUAUUACAUCUUGCCGGCUUGGCAGUGUUAUCAAUGGCUGGACCACAUGCUGACCCCCUUCCUCCCUUUUCUCCUUAUUCUCCUGUUCAACGCCCUGACUGUUAGACACAUCAUAGCUGCCAGCAGAGCACGGAAAAGACUUCGAUGUUCUGAGAAUUCCAAGGAUGCUGAGUUGGCCAACCGCAACAAGUCCAUUGUCUUGCUCUUCACAAUUUCCCUCAGCUUUCUCCUACUCUGGGCCACCUACGUCGGACGAUUCCUCUUUGUGCAGUUGACAGGAGAGGGUUAUUUUGGCGGACUGGAUUUUAAUGAUCCACAAUUCAUCCUUCAAGAAAUGACCAACCUGCUUCAGUUAUUCAGUUCUUGUAAUAAUGUAUUCAUCUACGCAGUGACCCAGACAAAGUUCCGACAGGAGCUAAUGAAGCUGCUGCUCUUUCCUUACACGUUCUUGAAACGUUUUAUUAAACGAUGA
Chiloscyllium plagiosum (whitespotted bambooshark) is the source of this 921-nucleotide messenger RNA. The record is from RefSeq and is a predicted model, not a curated record. Lineage: Eukaryota; Metazoa; Chordata; Chondrichthyes; Orectolobiformes; Hemiscylliidae.